ACCGGAAGAGGAAGCACAGGGCCGUUUCAGAACAUCUAGCGGGUGUCAUGGCUGUUCCUUGCGCCUUGAUCACGAGCUGCGCCGCCGAGUUCCCCGGGGAAGAGCUGGUGAAACGUAUCAUUGGGACAAAUGAGCUUCCCGGAGAUGUUUCCACGGGCAGCGGGGCCCGGUUUUACCCCUGGACAAUAGAGAAUAAAUACUACUCAGCUGACAUCCAUCUCUGCGUUGUGACAAAUCAGUUCCUUGUGACAGCUGAAAUUGCUGAGUCUGUGCAAGCCUUCUUGGUUUAUUUUGACAGCACAUCAAUCUCUGGGCUAGACAGCAUCUCUACGUGGCUCCCUCUCAUAGAAGAGUGGCUACCAGAAGUGAUGAUCUUAGUCUGUGACAGAGUCUCUGAAAAUGGCAUCAACCGACAGAAAGCGCAAGAGUGGUGCAUCAAGCACGGCUUUGAGUUGGUGGAGCUCAACCCGGAAGAGCUGCCAGAUGAGGAUGACGACUUUCCAGAAUCGACAGGAGUGAAGCGAAUCAUCCAAGCCUUGAAUGCCAAUGUUUGGUCAAAUGUGGUGAUGAAAAAUGAUGUGAAUCAAGGCUUUGGCUUCCUUCCUGCUUUAACGGGCACAAGUCGCAGGCUUAGGACAGAAGAAAACGAAGCUCCAGAACCUGAUCCCUUGCCAGUGGAGAGAGCUGUCGAUGCAGGAGAAGACGUGGCUGAUGCAAACAGCCAGCAAGCUGACCCCGCUGCUGAUCCUAUGUUGGAUAUGGAUAUUCAAGAGCUUGCAAGCCUCACUGCAGGAGAGGGUGACCUAGAGAACUUCGAGCGAUUGUUCUCCAAGCUGAAGGAAAUGAAAGAAAAGGCUGCCACACUGCCUCACGAACAGAGGAAACUGCAUGCAGAAAAGGUUGCCAAAGCAUUCUGGAUGGCCAUCGGAGGAGACAGAGAUGAGAUCGAAGGCUUGUCUUCCGACGAGGACAACUAAGGCCUGUAUGUUGCGACAAGGAUUGUUUCUUGCGAACCAGCCGUUGUUGGCUGCCAUAGCAAUUUUUCUUUGACGAAAGGCCUAGUUUUUUGCAUUGGGUGCAGCAGAGGCUGGAGAAAGACCUACUCCUUGCUCAGUUCCAACACACUGAAAUGUGGAUGGCCCUGUUGUUUAUUUCCUUGCCUGGAUCUGUCAGUGGGAACCUGGGAGCUAUCAAGUCAAUGAAGCAGCAGAUGUGUUGCUAUUGCAUCUCUGGAAGAAAAGAAAAGAAAAUCACAGUCCCUACCCAACCCCAACAGAGAGCUGUAAAACAUCUCUUUGUGAAACUCUCAUUUGUGUACUGUAUACCUCCACACAUGCACAUCUUUUCAUUUGCCGUCAUUUCAAAGGAGACCAAGGGCAGGGGGGAGAUAAUAAUCAGCAAGCCUUUGUUAGUGGAAUGGGCGGGGGGGGGGAGUGAUAUUUCUGGGUGUACUUGUACAUGAUGGGAAAAUCUGAGACCAAAUGGUACUCGCACAGGCUAAAAUGCUUUUUGAAUAUUUUAUCAACCUUUUGUCAUCACAACAGGCAUGAGAAAGGUGUGGUAUGGAAAUGUUCCCUGCCUGUCCUAUCCCCACCUCCACACACCCCAUUCCUCUUAUGGCAGCUGAAAAUGUAGGUGCAGCAGUAAACAGGCAGGAGAAAGGCAUGCAGUGUCCUGUAGUAUUUUAUAAGCCCAGUUUCCUUGCCCUGUGCACCAGCUCCCAGUAACUGGGCAAGGUGAAUGAAGCUGAGUGUGGAAGAUUGAAACCCCAACACCUCCAUUAGAGGAAGGCAGCUAUUUCUGCAGUUUCUAGGGCAAAUGAUGGGAGCAUCUUGCUGCUAGAGAUGGGGGCAGGUGGGAUAAGGGAAAGAGGGUGCCCAGCCAAGAGGCUUGAGGACCACAGCUGGUCUAUUUGGCUCUCAUGUCACUGUAGUAGUGUAUGACGGAGUGUGGUGUCCAUCUCCUUCCAGAAAGCAGGGUUAGUGUGUCACUGUAGUCAAGAGUUCCUACCCUAUGGAGAUUUUCUCAAUUGCUGGCUUCAAGUGUAGCCGCUUGGGGUCAAAAGCUCUGUAUGCAAUCCCCUGGGAGAGGGGAAUUUUAUCUCUGACCAAGCAAUGGCAGAAUAUAGGAUUAAAUUCACUGCAGCAAAGGAAGAAUUAAACUGCUUUUGGUGCAAACAAAGUGUGGAUAGAAGCAGCAUAAAACUUGAGUUUGCACAAGCCCCGGCGUUUCCUUUUCUGCUUUUGAAGUAAACGAAGACCACAAUCCACUGAUAUUUCCCUGCAUAAGGGAAAGCCUUGGUUGGUUUCUUACUCAGCAUCAUUUCAUCACCGGGGUGGGGAGGGGCUUAUGCAGGGGGGAUCUCCCCCGUAGGUGGUGAUCUAGACAUUAAUGGGGGGAAACCCACAGUGAAAGCCUGUUGUACCUCUUGUGUUUCUUUUGUGUACUGUAAAUGGGCUGAAUAAAGUUUGUUAUCCAUGAGCAGUAAA
Messenger RNA from Zootoca vivipara (common lizard), 2489 nucleotides. It is a transcript of the gene AAGAB, whose product is annotated as alpha and gamma adaptin binding protein. The record is from RefSeq and is a predicted model, not a curated record. Lineage: Eukaryota; Metazoa; Chordata; Lepidosauria; Squamata; Lacertidae.